Molecule: messenger RNA, 1800 nt
Organism: Pseudozyma hubeiensis SY62
Lineage: Eukaryota; Fungi; Basidiomycota; Ustilaginomycetes; Ustilaginales; Ustilaginaceae
Exons: 1
Coding region: 1-1800 (599 amino acids)
Source: RefSeq, a predicted model, not a curated record
AUGGUCAACUUGUUAGCUCUCACAGCCAAGCUCGUCGCUGCUGCUACACUGGGCGCCACAGCCGGGCUGCUGCCUACUGUUCGAGCAUAUCCCUCGGCCAUCACUACCGACAAUGCCCCUGGUGCGAUCGAUCAGUUGCUUUCUUCGCGGUCCAACGCCCUCAACAACGGCACCGACUUUCUCUCCAGCCUGUCGCCAGGUCAACGUCAUGUCUUCUCGACGACGCUGUCCAUGCUCGAUUCCAACUUCCAGCCUCCUUUCAUCUUUGGUUCUUCGCGCUACACGGCCUACUACGCUAUCUCCCUCCUAGCCCGCAACGGUCCUGGCGACGCUGCUCUGGCCAAGCAGCUCUUCCACAAUGCGAUCGCUGCCCAAUGGAAGAAUGCAUCCGACAUUUGGUACGGUGCCUUCCUCGAUCCGAACCAACCCGCGCCAGGAAAGCUCAACAAGCCCAAGAUCUACGGUUCGUACGAUGCCAACUCGAAUCUCUUUGUUGCUACCGCCUUCAUGCUUGCCAUCGAGGACUUUGGCCACCUCAUGGACCACGACACCAAGAACGCUGUCAUCGAAUCGGGAUAUCGAGCUGUCGGUGGCGACACCUACCGCGUGUUCGGGAUCGACGAUGACAACUUGACUCCAGCUUACUCGAAUCCCUGGCUGAUGCGCUGCAUGGCCAUGUCGUACUACGGACAUCUCAAGAACGACGCCAACAUGACCAUGUACGCCGAACGUUACGCUGGCGAAUUCUACUCGCUCUUCGAUAUGUAUGACACACUCAGCGAGUUCAAUUCGGCGACCUACACGGGUGUGGCUCUCUGGGCGCUCAGUCUGGGUGGCUACCUUCCAUCCAACACCACCAUGGCCAAGCGGGCUGGUGACACCAUCUCCAAGGUCUGGGCCAAGACCGCCCAACUUUGGCAGCCGCAGCUCAACAGUCUGGGUGGCUCGUGGGAUCGUACGUACGGGUUCGGCUUGUCGGACUACGUCAACUUGCUCGGCUUCUACACAGCGGGUUUGGACGAUGGAUCCGCAAAGAAUUGGGCCGAGCCGUGGAAGCUCUCUGGCUCUCCUCACGUGUCGGAUGCCGCGUUUGCGCCGCUGAUGGCCAUCACCAGCAAGUUUCACGACCAAUACGUCUCGCAAAAGUCGCGCGAGUACUUGAAGCCCUGCAGCUCGGUCGGCAAGGUCGGUCGUUUGAUCAAGUCAAACGCAUGGUCACCGCCUUUCGAUGCCGACGUCAAACAGUACGGACCCCGCAAUUACACGGCAUGGAUCGGCGACAACGUCUCGGUGGGUGGCACAGAGAUCGACGAAGCAGUCAUCGGUGGUCCUGCCAAGAACCCUACGGCCUUUACGCCGGCUGUCAUGCUGUGGAAGACGCCAGACACCCACUCGCUCAACUACGCUCAACCCAAGGCUUCUUGGCUCUCGCUCUAUCCAACCACCCAAACCAUUUCGGCAAGCGCUUCAUCUUCCAACCUCACCAUCCGCUUCCCGCCCUCUCGAGCCUUCGCAGCCAACUACACAGCGCCAACUCAGAUGACGCUCAUGUUCGGCACCAGCCCACUCAACAACCUGCCCAGCGACUUUUUGGUGUCGUCCAACAGUACUAAUGGCACGCUUCCAGGUAUGGAAUUGUCAUUCAGCGGAAAUGUCGCCUCGGGCGCAGUGAACCGAUCGCUGACGUACGACAGCUCGAAGAACAUCAACGGCUUUUACUAUUACAACCUCACCUUUGCACUCGGCGGCCUGCCCAAAGACGCCGUACCCGAGCUGGUUGUCUCGUACAAGGUGGUGUAG